Messenger RNA from Sceloporus undulatus (fence lizard), 5617 nucleotides. Its product is annotated as contactin-4-like. Gene Ontology annotation, biological process: brain development; cell-cell adhesion. The record is from RefSeq and is a predicted model, not a curated record. Gene Ontology annotation, molecular function: cell-cell adhesion mediator activity. Lineage: Eukaryota; Metazoa; Chordata; Lepidosauria; Squamata; Phrynosomatidae.
CUUUGUCUGAUUUGCUGUAACAUGUAAAGGAGAAACUGGGACAUUUUACUUUACAAUCCUAUUGAAGAUUGGAUAUAACUUAAAAGAAGCAGCAUUCUAAUCGCUACAUAUUGGACUCCGGCCUCCUUUGACCUCAGGAACUGAAAAUGAGGUUGCUAUGGGAACUGCUUGUGCUGCAAUCGUUCAUGUUGUGCCUUGCAGAUGAUAAUACGCUGCAUGGACCAGUUUUCAUCCAGGAACCAAGCAGUGUUGUUUUUGCACUGGAUUCUGAGGAGAAGAAAGUCAAACUGAACUGUGAAGUCAAAGGAAAUCCUAAACCAACUAUAAGGUGGAAGUUAAAUGGAACCAUAGUUGACAUUGGUAUGGAUUACCGCUACAGUGUGGUUGAAGGCAGCUUGUUGAUCAAUAAUCCCAAUAAAAGUCAAGAUGCUGGAACAUACCAGUGCAUAGCAACAAACUCGUUUGGAACAAUUGUUAGCCGGGAAGCUAAACUACAGUUUGCGUAUCUUGAAAAAUUCAAAACCAGAACAAGAAGUACAGUGUCUGUCCGACAAGGACAAGGGAUGGUAUUGCUGUGUGGGCCGCCACCACAUUCUGGAGAACUGAUCUAUGCUUGGAUUUUUAAUGAAUAUCCAUCAUUUGUGCACCAAGAUAAUCGCCGAUUUGUUUCUCAAGAAACUGGAAAUUUGUACAUAGCUAAAGUGGAGAAAUCUGAUGUGGGGAAUUACACAUGUGUGGUGACCAACACUGUAACCAACAACAGAGUGCUGGGACCUACAACACCUUUAAUCCUGAGAAACGAUGGAGUGAUGGGUGAAUACGAGCCAAAAAUUGAAGUUCAGUUCCCAGAAAUGGUUCCAUCUGCAAAAGGAACAACUGUGAGACUGGAGUGUUUUGCACUGGGAAACCCAGUUCCAACAAUCAGCUGGAGAAGAGCAGAUGGAAAACAAAUACCCAAAAAAGCUCGGAGGCACAAAUCGAGCAGCAUUCUUGAAAUCCCAAAUUUUCAACAGGAAGAUGCCGGCCUAUAUGAGUGUGUGGCUGAAAAUGUGAGAGGAAGAAAUGUGGCCCGAGGCCAGCUGACGUUUUAUGCUCCUCCCAACUGGGUUCAAAAAAUAAGUGAUGCCCAUGUGGCUAUAGAGGAAAGCAUCCACUGGGAGUGUAAGGCAAAUGGGAGACCAAAGCCUUCUUACAGCUGGUUGAAGGAUGGUGAACUGAUUCUCCCUCAGGAAAGAAUUCAGAUAGAACACGGCACACUCACCAUAACCAACGUGAGCCUGUCAGACACCGGCAUGUACCAGUGUGUAGCAGAAAACAGAUACGGCGCCAUCUAUAUCAGCGCGGAACUGAGCGUAAUCGCUGUGAGUCCAGAUUUUUCCAAAAACUACUUGAAAAGGUUAACUCUUGUUAAAGUUGGUGGUGACGCAACCAUCGAGUGUAAGCCUAAAGCUUCUCCAAGGCCUACCUUUACUUGGAAGAAAGGAAAAGAGAUCCUAAGAGAAAAUGAGAGAUACACUAUCUUGGAAGAUGGAACGCUGAAGAUUGCCAAUGUCUCUAAAGCAGAUGCUGGAAGUUACACAUGCAUAGCCACAAAUCAUUUUGGAGUAGCCAGCAGCUCUGGAAACCUGGUAGUAAAAGAUCCAACACGGUUUAUGGUGGCACCUACCAGCAUGGAUGUCACUGCUGGUGAAAGUAUUCUUCUUCCUUGCCAGGUAUCUCAUGAUCAUCCGCUAGAUAUUAUGUUUACUUGGUCAUUUAAUGGACACCUGAUAGACUUUGAAAAAGAUGGGGAUCACUUUGAAAGAGUUGGAGGGCAGGAUUCAGCUGGUGAUUUGAUGAUCAGAAGCAUCCAGCUGAAUCAUGCUGGAAAAUACGUCUGCAUGGUGCAAACGAGUGUGGACAAGCUAUCGGCUGCUGCAGACCUGAUUGUAAGAGGCCCACCAGGUCCACCUGAAGCGGUGACAAUUGAUGAAAUCACAGAUACAACUGCUCAGGUAUCAUGGAGGCCGGGACCUGACAAUCGCAGCCCUAUUACAACAUAUGUUGUUCAAGCAAGGACCCCAUUCUCUGUCGGAUGGCAAGCAGUUAAUACAGUGCCUGAGGUCAUUGAUGGAAACACAUUUACAGCAACAGUGGUGGGUUUUUAAACCCAUGGGUUGAGUAUGCAAUUCCGAGUGCGUUGCUGAUGCCUAAUUAUGGAGAUAGGGGAACCAAGCAAACCAUCAGAGAAGAGGAGAACUGAGGAGGCUCUUCCUGAAGUCACUCCCAGCUAAUGUCGUGGAGGUGGUGGCACUAAAUCUGAGUUGGUGAUAACCUGGGAGACAGUUCCUGAAGAGUUGCAGAAUGGAGGUGGAUUUGGUUAUGUGGUUGCUUUUCGUCCAGUUGGGACAUUAAGUUGGAUGCAAACAGUAGUGGCAUCUCCAGAUGCCUCCAAAUACGUGUUUCGGAAUGAGAGUCUACCACCAUUUUCACGUUAUGAAGUCAAAGUGGGUGUGUACAACAACAAAGGAGAAGGUCCUUUCAGCCACGUCACAGUUGUUUAUUCAGCUGAUGAAGAGCCCAACAGAGCUCCAACCAGCAUCUUUGCCAAAAGCCUUUCUGCUUCAGAAGUAGAAGUAUUUUGGUCCAUGUCACCAGAAAUGCAGAGCAAAGGGAGAAUACAGGGCUAUGAGGUUAGAUACUGGAAACAUGGCGAUAAGGAGGAGCAGGCUGGAAGAAUGAAAACCAUGACCAACCAGACAUUUGCAAAAAUUAGCAACUUGAAGGGCAAUGCAUUGUAUCACUUGGCUGUCAAAGCUUACAACACAGCAGGGAUGGGACCUUCCAGUGCUGUAGUCAAUGUAACAACCAAAAAGCCACCACCAAGUCAGCCUCCUGGAAACAUUAUAUGGAAUUCAUCAGACUCGAAGAUAAUAUUGAAUUGGGAUCAAGUAAAAGCACAGAAUAAUGAAUCUGAGGUGAAAGGAUACAAAGUUUUUUACAGAUGGAAUAGACAAAGCAGUACCUCUAUAAUAGAAACUAACAAAACAUCUGUAGAACUUUCUCUGCCUUUCGAUGAAGAUUACAUCAUAGAAAUAAAGCCAUUUAGUGAUGGAGGAGACGGCAAUAGCAGCGAGCAAAUCCGAAUUCCAAAGAUAUCAAAUGCAUACGCAAGAGGAUCGAGUGCUUCUACAUCAAACGCCUGCACACUGUCGGCCAUCAGCACAAUAAUGAUUUCCCUCACAGCUAGAUCAAGUUUAUGACAAAAAAUAUCUAAAGGACUUCCUGUUUAUGAUAUAACUAAGCAACAUUUAGCUAGUUGUUUUGAAGACACCCAGUACUAAGUAAUAUUGUUGUUCAAGUACAUCUUACUACUGGAAAAAAUGUUUUAUGCUUCUCUAGGAAUGGCAUUAUACGGUACUUCCUCAAAGCAAAUAUAGCUUUGUCUGAAGUUUCCUUGGAAACUCUGCAAUGCACUGAAAACAUCUGUAAUAUGAUGUUACCAAAGCAGUUUACAUAUGUCCUUAUAUGCAUAUUUUUUAUUAUAUAUUUAGUGUUUUAUAGACUUUUUUAAAGUUAACAUAUGAUGUAGAUAUUGAUUUCAUUUCCCCUCUGCUAUAAAAUACUACUGAUGACAUUAACCUUGCAAAUAUAUAUAUAUGGUUUUGGAAUGUUUUAUGGCCAGAAGGUCGAAGUCCUCAGUAAUCAGUUUUGAAUUGAUUGUAUAGUUUUUCAAGAGUGCAUAUUGAAGGAAUUCUUGGCCUUGAUCUGUCCUUCAAGGUGUCUGUAAACAGAAGGGAUUCCUCUAUGUAUGCUAUGAAGCUUUUUCUUCUUCCCCUUCCCCUUCAUUUGGUCAUCCUCAAGUUUCAGACACACAUUGCUGAUAAGAUGAGGCUCUCAUUUUGGUCUAGUUUAAUGAGUUACUCCUCUCCAGGUCCCUAAGCAUAGGCUUUUCUCACAAGGAAAAGAAAGGAGUGUGAUGUUACAUAGACGUACAUGGGGAGCAGGGCAUAUGCCCCUGGCACAGCAACUGAGGGCUGACCGGCACAGAAGAGGUAAUAGUUUUGAGGAUCCUUCCAAUCUAUGUGGAAGGGAUGGACCAUGUCACUAUUUAAAGCUGUUACAAUGAUCUCAUUUCCAUCCAAUGCUUUUCCUAUACAAGAUUGUGUUUUCUGACGAUCAGAUGAUUCAAAUAAAUUAAUGCAUUUGCUUUCCACCUGUUGUUAAGUCAAGCACAUAAUAAUAAUCAUCUAGCUAAUAUUUUGAUGAUGCUUAUCAAGAUUUUUAUCUGAAUGUACUAAUUUAGCUUUCUCUAACAUUAAACAAAUAUUAUAUUUCUGUUCAUUCCAUUUAGCUGUCAUCACGCCAAUGGUAAAUUGAAACAGACACUGCUAUAAGACAUAACAAGAUUCUGAAUGUGGUGAAAGUCUGAAAUUCCAUCAGUUGACCAAUAUAUGUAAUUUUGGAUUUUCACAAUUUUAAUCAGGACGUCUGUGAUUCUGGGAGACUUUAAAUGAAAUAUAAUCAUGCUGACUUCUUGUCUGAACAGAUAUUUCUUUUGACAGGGAAAAGUUAACUGUAAUUCUCUAUAGAUUGAGUUCAUAAAUUUAACUACACAGUUACUCAUGUUUAUAAGAUUUUGUUUGACUAUAGGUCAUAAGCUAAAGAUAAUAACAUUCUUCUGAAUUACUGAUCUAAGAAGGCUUUUUUCCAUUAAAAAUGUUAUGUCCGGGUGUCUCUAUGCACUUCCAAAUAGUUGCUUUGUUUUUAAGAUUUCCAAUCCUCCUGGCUAGCAAAGAACCUGCUAUCUUGAUCAGAACCUGUUGCUUUGUGUUCAAAAGAUCAAGGUUCAGUUUUAUUGACCAGGUUGUCAUACAUGUCUAGCGUGUGAAUAAAAUUGAAUUCAAAUGUGAGUACAAUCCUACAUAAAGUCAUUUCAUGCAGCCUCCAUUCAUUCCAGUAAAGCUUGUACUGGAGCAUAGUUUGGUGAAUGAUCCAAUGUGUUCAUGCAAAGUGUGCAUGCAGAGCUUUUAAUGUAGACGUGAAGUUCUACACAAAUCUACACACGCAGAGCUUCUGUGUGCCCUAGAGUCUGGCACAGUACUGGAUCAAGUUUAAAAUUUAUAAGAAAAGUAUAUUAAUACAAAAGAGAUUUCUUACUAUGGAAAAUUUUUGUAAGUGUGCUCAGAUGGAUCAAUGAUAAUUAAAAUGAUAAGACUUUUCUAUUAAUUUUUCCCCAAAAUUUAAAAAUGCACUGCAGAGGUUUAUCAUUUGUUCUUCCUAAUAGCUUAAAUUUGCCUGUAACUUGUCUCUUUUGCUUCCAGAACAAUACAAGCUAACUUUUAAUCCUUUAAAAAAAUAUAUUUAUUAAGUAAUUCAUAACCAGAAUUCCACUUGUGUAAGUCAGGGGUGUUAACCAGAGAAAUAUUGUCAGUAUUUCAAGCUGUGUUCCUUUCUUAGUUUGAUAUGGUUACUUCUAUGUAAAAACAAAAAACAAAAAAACCCACAAAACGAAGAAAAUGAAAGAAAAAAAGCUUAUGUAGUUUUUCUCCCCAUUGUAAAUGAUAUUUAUCAGUGAUCUAGGAGAUGUAAUCUUUUUUAAAGUUAUUGGUAAUAAAUAUUCUGUUAUUUGUUAAGA